Molecule: messenger RNA, 537 nt
Organism: Cyanidioschyzon merolae strain 10D
Lineage: Eukaryota; Rhodophyta; Bangiophyceae; Cyanidiales; Cyanidiaceae
Exons: 1
Coding region: 1-537 (178 amino acids)
Biological process (GO): rRNA base methylation
Molecular function (GO): rRNA (uridine-N3-)-methyltransferase activity
Source: RefSeq, a predicted model, not a curated record
AUGAUCGAGAAGUUAACCGAACUAGGCGUAGUGGCUUAUCGACAUGUGUCAUCGACUCGUGGGGAGAUCGAUGCAGCGCACGUUCAAAAACGGGCUCUGAACCGGUGGCACCAGGUAUCUAUCGCUGCCGCCAAACAGAGUCUGCGACGGACGCUCCUGGACGUUGGUGGUCACCACUCGAACCCAGGCUCGGGCUGGCUGACAGGGGUGUGCUCGGAAGCCACGAUAGCGUUCGACCACCUGGUCCAGUGGAUAGAGAGCACUGCAUCCGCGAACCAGGUAUUCCUCCUGGCAGCGCCCGCAGCUAUGCAGACCCUGAUGACGUGGCGAGCAGAUGCUUUUCCGCUGCGCACUGCAUCCGCUUCAUCCAUGAUGCCGCGACGUGUUGUGUGCAUCAUUGGACCCGAGGGUGGCCUCACCAGCGACGAGGAAGCAGCGCUUAUAGGAGCUGGCUCGAUCGGGGUAUCGUUGGGACCGCAGCGUCUUCGAACAGAGACGGCUGCCGUGGCGUUUGCUGCAGCGCUGUUAACCCCGUAG